GACUUUUAAAAGCGCAUGGUGCCUACCACUGUUCCAUACUGCAUGGUGAAACGCUUGCUCUUGGAUCGCCUUAUCUUCGCCCCUGCGUUCCUGCUGCUUUUCUUCUUUGUUAUGAACAUCCAAGCGGGUAAGAGGUGGGAAGACUUCCAGAGCAAAGUGAAUAGUAGUUAUUGGCCUGCCUUGAAGAUGAACUGGAAAGUGUGGACCCCCUUCCAGUUCAUCAACAUCAACUAUGUGUCUGUAGAGUUUCGAGUGCUGUUUGCCAACAUGGUGGCCUUAUUUUGGUAUGCUUACCUUGCGUCUGUGAGGAAGUGAAGACUCCCAAGAUCUUCUCCCUGAUUACUGAAUGUAGAGGGCACAGGGUGUGCCUCUGCAGAACGUUACAAGGACAGGCCUGUGAAUGCCAGUGCAGCAAGCUGGUACAACCAGGCAAA
Messenger RNA from Salvelinus fontinalis (brook trout), 434 nucleotides. Its product is annotated as peroxisomal membrane protein 2-like. The transcript has 3 exons. The coding region runs from base 16 to 315 and encodes 99 amino acids. The record is from RefSeq and is a predicted model, not a curated record. Gene Ontology annotation, cellular component: membrane; cytoplasm. NCBI's taxonomy places the organism in Eukaryota, Metazoa, Chordata, Actinopteri, Salmoniformes, Salmonidae.